AUGGCAGCCGCCGGCACGCUGCUCCUCCACGUUCCGGAGUCCCCGGCCGCCGCCCCCAGGACGCUCUCGGGACCCCGCCAGGCCCAGGCGAGGCGGCAAGCCGAGGCCACCAAAAGAAAACACCAAGCAUCCAGUGAGGCUCCCCCAGCGAAACGGAGGAACGAGGCAUCAUUUCUCCCCGCCAAGAAAGCUGCUGCUAAAGAAACACAAAGGACUUUUAAGGGGAAGGCACAGAAAACGUUUUCUCUGAAGAAAUCUUUGGUUGGUGUGAGUGAUGGAACCCGAGAACAGAAACCGUGCGUUAGGACUUCAUCGUUAUUUAAAAACAACCCUGAAAUCCCAGAGCUCCACAGACCUGUAGUAAAGCAGGUGCAAGAAAAGGUGUUCACUUCAGAUGCUUUUCAUGAACUGGACCUACACCCACAUUUAAUUUCCACAAUAAAUACGGUCUUAAACAUGACUAGUAUGACCAGCGUUCAGAAGCAAAGUAUUCCUGCGUUGCUGGAAGGCAGAGAUGCUCUGGUGAGAUCGCAGACAGGCUCAGGUAAAACACUUGCCUACUGCAUCCCUGUGGUCCAGUCUCUUCAAGCAAUGAAAUCAAAAAUACAGCGCAGUGACGGCCCCUAUGCCCUGGUACUGGUGCCGACAAGAGAGCUGGCUCUGCAAAGCUUUAACACUGUCCAGAAACUGCUUAAGCCAUUUACCUGGAUUGUGCCUGGAGUGUUGAUGGGAGGAGAGAGAAGGAAAUCAGAAAAGGCCAGACUCCGCAAAGGAGUAAAUAUCCUUAUCUCAACUCCUGGGCGACUGGUGGACCAUAUAAAAUCCACAAAGAACAUUCAUUUUCGUCGGAUACAGUGGCUGAUUUUGGAUGAAGCAGACAGAAUCUUGGAUUUGGGUUUUGAAAAGGAUAUCACAGUGAUACUCAACGCUAUAAAUGCUGAGUGUCAGAAACGACAGAACGUCUUGCUGUCGGCGACACUGACAGAAGGUGUGACACGGCUAGCUGAUAUCAGCUUGCUCAAUCCGGUCAGGAUUUCUGUCCUGGAUGAACACCGUGGCCAGUCUGACCCAAAGGGCAGAGCAGUUCCUGAGGCCUCCCCUCUCCCAGCUGGUGCUGAGCCAGACAGCUUUGCGAUUCCGGAGAGCCUCGAUCAGCAUGUGACACUGGUUCCCAGCAAACUGAGGCUCGUCUCCCUGGCGGCCUUCAUCCUACAGCAGUGCAAGUUUGAAAAAGACCAGAAGAUGAUCGUCUUUUUCUCGAGUUGUGAACUGGUGGAGUUCCACUACCACCUCUUCCUACAGACCCUGCAGAGCCGCUCCGGGGCCCCGGCGUCAGGGCCGCUACCAUCUGCCUCCACGCCAUUAAAAUUCCUGCGACUGCACGGCAACAUGGAGCAGGAGGAAAGAACAGCAGUGUUUGAAGAAUUCUCACAUUCCAAGACAGGCGUCCUUCUUUGUACGGAUGUUGCAGCUCGGGGCUUAGAUCUCCCUCAAGUCACAUGGAUUGUUCAGUACAAUGCGCCACCUUCACCUGCUGAAUACAUCCACCGGAUCGGGAGAACCGCCCGGAUUGGCUGCCAUGGGAGCAGCCUGCUCAUUUUGGCUCCUUCGGAGGCAGAAUAUGUCAACUUGCUGGCUUCUCACAAAAUCAACAUUUCUGAGAUUAAGAUGGAAGAUAUUUUGUCUGUUCUGACAAGGGAUGAUUGUUUUAAAGGGAGCCGAUGGGGAAGCCAGAAAUCCCGUGCUGCUGGCCCCCAGGAAAUCCGAGAGCGAGCCACCGUCUUGCAGACGGUGUUUGAAGAUUACGUGCACUCCAGCUCGAGGAGGGUCUCCUGGGCGAAGAAAGCUCUGCAGGCCUUCAUCCGAGCCUACGCAACCUACCCCCGGGAGCUGAAGCACAUCUUCCAUGUCCGGUCGCUCCACCUCGGCCACGUGGCUAAGAGCUUUGGGCUGAGAGAUGCCCCCCAGAAUCUUAGUGUCGCAGCUGUGAAGAGAAGGAAAGCGAACCUGAACAGGCCUGACCUUCAUAAGAAGACCCAGAGUAAACACCGCCUUGCUGAAAUCUUGCAUUCCGAAUUCUCAAGUGGAAUGGAGGCCAGCGUCGCCAAGGUCAAAAAGCAAAACAAACACGCAGAGCCCGGCAGCCAGCCACGCAGCACUGUCUGCAACCGGCGCCCAGCCUCAGCCGUGGGAAAAACUGAGAAAUGCCCCCAAUGAAGCAGAAAAACCCAAAAAGACUUACUGGGGGACAACAGGACUUCCCAAAACAGUUUUCGUUUUUUUUGUUUUUUUUUUUUUAACUCUGCCUCCACGGGCCUGGGGCUUGGGGUGGAUCCUGGAGGCCCCAGAGGCGGGGGCUGGUGUCCUGUCCUUGUCAGGAGCCUUGUGGGAAGGAACGGUGCCACUUUUCCCUGCAGACGGUGUCCCGGACCCGGAGAAGCC
This is a messenger RNA of Odobenus rosmarus divergens (Pacific walrus), 2442 nucleotides long. It is a transcript of the gene DDX31, whose product is annotated as DEAD (Asp-Glu-Ala-Asp) box polypeptide 31. Gene Ontology annotation, molecular function: nucleic acid binding; ATP binding; RNA helicase activity. Gene Ontology annotation, cellular component: nucleus. The record is from RefSeq and is a predicted model, not a curated record. Gene Ontology annotation, biological process: ribosome biogenesis. NCBI's taxonomy places the organism in Eukaryota, Metazoa, Chordata, Mammalia, Carnivora, Odobenidae.